AUGUUUCCGAGAAAGUGCCUGCUGUUGCUGGCCUGUUCCUGGACGCUCCUCCAGCGCGUUGCGGCUGCUCCAGAUGUCGCGCUGGAGCCUAGUCUUGACGAUCGCCGCCGUCUCGAAGAGCGGGAUUUGGAAGAGCGCCAUAAUCACCCCAGUCUUGAGAGCUCGUUGCUUUCGGUUAUAACAGAGGAGAUGGCGUCCUCGACUCACCGCACCAGUGGCGGCGGUGAGACUACUUCUCCGGCUGGCGGUAGUGGAACUACUACUACCAAAGAGGGUGGAGGUACCACUUCCCCUACUGGAGGUGGUGGAACGGAAACCUCGCCGGCUGGCGGUACGGAGACUGGAACUGCCACCACUGGCACCACCAGUUCUUCGACUGGUGCUCCAGCUGGUUCUUCCAUUGGCCCCUCGACUGGCACUGCCGAAACACCCACCACUCCAUCAUCUGGCGGCCCUGGAACUAUCACUGGUCCCAAUAUCAGUCCCUCGACUGGUGGCCCUGAGAUAUCCACUGGUCCCAGAACCAGACCUACCACAGGAGGCGGUUUUUCGACAACUGCUACCCCCGAGAGCCCCGGCACUGGAGGACCAACCACUAGCCCAGUGACCUCGCCUGGUGAAUCCACUUCUCUCACCGGCGGCAGUGAAACACCUGCAACCCAGUCUUCCACCACUGAAGCCUUUACCACCUCCCCCACUGGCGGCGGUGGUGGAGGUGAAACCCCAAGCCAUGGCGGCCAGACUUCUCCUACUAGUGGUGGUGGUGGAGGUACCGCUGAACAUCCCAGCACUACUCACACUACUACCACUGGCGGUGGUGGAAACGGUAAUACCGAGCGGUCCACUACUCACACUUCUACCACUGGGGGAGGUAGUGGUACUACUGAGCAGCCUACCACUACUCAUCCCUCCAACACUGGUUCUACUGGCGGUGGAGGUGGUGGAGGUGGUGGAAUUGGUACCGAGCAUCCUUCUCACACUACUGGAGGAGGAGGAAGUGGUGGUGGCACCACAGCACCAGGAGGUUCUAGCGGUUGUAGUGUAUGUCCCUCGGGUCCGAAGGAUACUGUAGUUAUCCCUGUCGAGCCUGUGACUGUCACUUGUCCCCCUGCUGUUACCAUCACUGUCACUGCUACUCCAUCUUCUGGCGGUGGAUGUCCCUGCCCCACUGAAGGUGGUGGUGGUGGAGGAGGCAACCCAGGCGGAGGCGGCGGUAACCCCGGUGGUGGUGGUAAUCCAGGCGGCGGCGGAGGAGGAGAAGGAGGAGGAGGAGAAGGAGGAGGAGGAAUCACCACAACUGGAGGAGGAGGAGGAACCACCACAACUGGAGGUGGUGGAGGUGGCUCAACCACAGGCGGAGGAGGCAGCUCAACAAGAGUCCCUCCCAGCAACAGCGGCGGAGUCACAACAUCCACCAGAACCAGCACUAGUACCAGCACCAACACACGCACCUCGACACCCUUCAUCCCAAUCAGCACCAGAGAGAGAACCAGCAGAAUCACAAACUCGAGUCCUGCUACCAGGACUACUGCCUCUACCUUGAGUACCUCGACUUCCAAAUCAGAGACUACAAAGUCCGAGACAAAUUCUAGCACCAGAGAGAGAAUCAGCAGAAGCACAAUCUCGAGUCCUGCUACCAGGAAUACUGCCUCUACCUUGAGUACCUUGACUUCCAAAUCAGAGACUACAAAGUCCGAGACAAAGUCCAGCACUAAGUCUGGCCACGUCAAGCCAACCCAGCGGGCAUAUGUGGUUCGACGAGCGGCAGUUGGAAACACCCCAACUACAUUCAGCAACUCGACCAUGUCGAAUAUGACUAUUCCUGCGAAUGGCACUAAAGCCCCGUCUGAGCAGGCCACUGAAGCUGCGCCUGUGCCUGUCUUCUUGCCCCGCUUCCACCGUGGUCGUUUCAGGGCUUAG
Molecule: messenger RNA, 1920 nt
Organism: Penicillium antarcticum
Lineage: Eukaryota; Fungi; Ascomycota; Eurotiomycetes; Eurotiales; Aspergillaceae
Product: putative extracellular threonine rich protein
Exons: 1
Coding region: 1-1920 (639 amino acids)
Source: RefSeq, a predicted model, not a curated record